Messenger RNA from Rodentolepis nana, 996 nucleotides. The record is from the annotation of a GenBank genome assembly. NCBI's taxonomy places the organism in Eukaryota, Metazoa, Platyhelminthes, Cestoda, Cyclophyllidea, Hymenolepididae.
AUGAGCGACGGUCGCCUUACUUUUCCCCAAGAAAAUGGUCCAGUUUGCCUCCACAGCACCAAAGUAACGGUGGUUGGCUGUGGUUCCGUCGGUUCAGCAGUAGCUUUUGCAAUUGCUACUCAAGGUGUUGCAAAUACUGUUGUUAUUUAUGAUAUUGCCAAGGACAAGUGCGAGGGUGAAGUUAUGGACAUGCAGCAAGGAUGUCAAUUCAUUGACUCAUGUAGCGUUAUUGGUGGCGCAGAUGUCUCCACAACUAAAGAUUCCGACAUUGUCGUUAUCACUGCCGGUGCUAGGCAAGAAGUUGGCGAAUCUAGACUUAAUCUCGUCCAAAGAAACGUUGAUAUUUUUAAAAAGCUUGUUCCUCAGCUUGUUAAAGAGAGCCCCAGAGCAUUUAUAAUCGUUGUUGCUAAUCCAGUUGAUAUAAUGACCUAUGUCACCUGGAAACUUAGUGGAUUUCCUAAAAACCGUGUUAUGGGUUCGGGAACCAUGCUUGAUACCGCUAGAUUCAAACAAAUAUUGGGGAAGAAACUGCAUAUGAGUCCCAACGCUAUCCAUGGUUUCGUUAUUGGCGAACACGGGGACUCUAGCGUACCUGUUUGGAGUUCUUUGACAAUUGGAUGCGCCCGUUUUACAGAUGUGUAUCCAAAGUGUUUCAAACCUGAUGAUCCCGAUAAUUUCGCUCAAGUACAUCACGAUGUUGUGCAAAGUGCCUAUGAGAUCAUCAAGUUAAAAGGUAACACAUCCUGGGCCAUUGGCCUCUGCUGUUCCGCUCUCUGCGGCUCGAUUCUCAAAAACAAGGGCGAAGUGAUUCCUGUCACCACUUGCAUCAAGGGUCAUUUUGGUAUCACUGAUGAUGUCUUUACAAGCGUUCCUUGCGUCAUCAAUGGCAACGGUAUUAGCUCUGUGAUUAAGAUCGAUCUCACUCAGGAGGAAAAAUGCCAUUUCAUGAAAAGUGUUGAAACUCUUGACGGCAUUAUUAAGGGCAUUAAAUGGUAA